Molecule: messenger RNA, 1741 nt
Organism: Bactrocera dorsalis (oriental fruit fly)
Lineage: Eukaryota; Metazoa; Arthropoda; Insecta; Diptera; Tephritidae
Exons: 2
Coding region: 1-1539 (512 amino acids)
Source: RefSeq, a predicted model, not a curated record
AUGAUUAGCGAUGAUUGUGUGCACAAGAUAGAACUAGAUAAUCUAGAGAACGGCGAAAUUAUAAAGCACACGAUACUACUAAUUAAGGGGCACAUUCGUCAACAGCGACAGGCCAAAAAGUGUAGAGAGCAACACAUUUUAUUACGAGUAAGGCAUGACGCUAGCGUUCUAGAUGCAACUUGGGAGUUGCAGAUACAAUCGAAAAUUUCCAGAACCGGUCAGUUCAAACUACUUUGUGAUUUUGCUCAGCAUGAACUCGAGACAGUCUGCACACGAACACCACUGAUACUAAAUUUUAGUUACUGCAACAUCGUGUAUCAAUGCGAGAUCCUGUAUGAAUCUACCGCUUACAGCAAAAACAAUUAUCGUCUGCAAGCAUUGUACAUCACAUGUGUGAAUCAGAAGCCUUUAGCGGCGGAGCAAGUGCAUGAAAAUUGUGAAAAAAUCAAUUUGAAUCUACGCUUGGUGCAGUCUGUAUAUGCCGAACAGUUGCGAUCUGCUGGUUACGGUAGAAGAACUUUUACAUUAAACAACGAUUGUAAAGUAUUUGAAUCACACUUAACAUGUGAAGAAGUUUGGGAGCAAUCUGAAGAAAGUUUGUGGCAAAAUUUUGCAAAAGAAAUACUUAACUCGUCUACUUGGGGUGGUGAGGAAAAAUUGAAAUUUGUUGCGUUCAUUGGUUGUACAAAAUAUGAUGGUGCAGCCGUAGCAGUCACAGGAGAUUUUUCUUAUUCAAACAUACGUAAACAUUUGAAAGGCCACGCAGCACUAGGUGGUGGUGGUCUAGCGCUUUUUGGUGCAGCCUACUUAUAUGCAUGGCCACGGAGCUUUAACGAAAUCAACGCAUGUUUUGGCAGCAACAAGUUGAUUGAUCUGACACAAUUACCAGACGAUAGCAACUAUCGGCGUACAUAUGGCGGUGUUUAUGCAACUACUUUAGGUGCCGUAGUGCAUGAAAUUGGACACACUUUCGACUUGGGUCAUACUAAAGAUGGUGUGAUGGGCAAUGGUGUCGAUUAUAUUAAUCGUGUUUUUACAAUAGACAAUUUGACCGAACAUCUACCGGAAAGAGUGAUACAGCGACCGCUACCAGAAUUGCGUACUGAAAUCGCGACGCGUCCACGUUUCACACAGCUCAAACGUGCAACAAACACUUUUUUGGAAAAGUAUCACGAACAGAAGAUAAAUGACUCAUUUUAUUUUACGCCAAAUUGUGUAAUUAUUUUAGCUUAUAAUAAAUGGUUUCGAAAUUCGAACGACUAUAAUGCUGAAGAGAAUACGGUUGAUGCUACAAUAACCUAUGAUGCUGUUAAUAGCUGUGUGAUUGUUGAGGGACACGAGAAUCAGCUCCGUCUGAUAGAGGUGCGUAGUAUUGAUAACAGUUUAGUGAAAUAUUGGUAUGAGCCACAGUCAAACAAAGAGUGCAGUGAAAUUUAUAAAUUCUACUUGCCAAAGGAAGCGGCUAAAGUGCUCGGAGAGAAUCAUUAUUUGUUUGUGCUAACACGGUCGGGCAUAACAAAGCGUUUUUGUGAGAAUUAAAAUUGUUUUAUACAAUUAAAAUUAAAUCAGAAACAUGGCUAUUUCACCGAAAUUAAUCUUAAACUGAACACGAAUGGUUUGAAGAAAUUCAAUAUUUAUUUACAAAGCAGAAAAGUUUUUUUUGAUUAAAAACAAUAUAUAUAUUCUUUUGAUGGUAAACAAAUCGGUAAUCAGAGUCACAAUAUCAACACUCACAAGCAAA